CCGAACACAACAAGUCAAAAUGAAUACUGUAUUAAAUAUAUUACUAUUAAUCAGUUUCUAUUUCUUGGCUGUAACUUUGCACCUGGUUUGGUGCGAUGAUGUACCCUCAGCUGAGGCAGAGAUGGUUAUAACCCAGAGUGAACCACGGCACUCCACCCCCGAUGACUUUGAUAUUUGACCCCAGUUAUCGAUACCAUAAAAAACCCUAAAAUGGUUUAAUAAAUAAAUUAUCUAUCAGCAGCGCA
Messenger RNA from Drosophila serrata, 245 nucleotides. RefSeq lists its product as uncharacterized. The record is from RefSeq and is a predicted model, not a curated record. Lineage: Eukaryota; Metazoa; Arthropoda; Insecta; Diptera; Drosophilidae.